Messenger RNA from Phanerochaete carnosa HHB-10118-sp, 1491 nucleotides. RefSeq lists its product as uncharacterized. The record is from RefSeq and is a predicted model, not a curated record. Bases 1 to 1491 code for a protein of 496 amino acids. NCBI's taxonomy places the organism in Eukaryota, Fungi, Basidiomycota, Agaricomycetes, Polyporales, Phanerochaetaceae. The transcript has a single exon. Gene Ontology annotation, cellular component: cytoplasm. Gene Ontology annotation, molecular function: phosphopantetheine binding. Gene Ontology annotation, biological process: secondary metabolite biosynthetic process; amino acid activation for nonribosomal peptide biosynthetic process.
AUGGGGCCCGGAUGGACAGUUGCAUUUCAUUGGGAAGAUGAACGCUGGCCAGAUCAAGAUCUGCGGACAGUGGCUGGAGCUCUCGGAGAUCGAAGUGGCCAAACCGACUUGGCCAACGAUGCCGUCAUCGUCCAUCUCAAGUCCCACAAAGGCAAAGACAAUCUGCUCAUUGCAUACACUGUCACUGCUGCACCAACAUCGGCCUUGCAAUCUCAUUCCCUCUUACCACGACUCCUCAAGUUGCUGCACAAGAGUCUUCCGCCGUAUAUGAUUCUCCAUCUCGUGUGCUGGAUCCCAACUCUUCCUCUGAUGCCUAACGGCAAGGUGGACCACCAUCAGCUCCGAGCCCGUGCUGCAACCAACAUUGAUAGCAUGCUGAACAAUGACGCAGAGGAAGACGGAUCAGGCGAGCCUGAAGAUGAGGUCAAGAAACAGCUCUGUAGGAUCAUGGAAGCCCUUCUUGGUUGCACAUCUAUUCGUCAGUUCACGAACUUCUUUGAUGUGGGCGGCCAUUCACUCCUUGCCUCCCGUUUGGUCUUCCGAAUGCAAGAAGCUUUCAACAUCCCGUUCGCUCUAAUGGAUGUGUUCCACUCGCCUGUAGGCAAGGCAAUGGCAGGCAAGAUCAGGCAGGCAAUUGCCACUAGGCCAGUUGAUCAAAUAUCGAUGACACCUCUGACACUUGCCCUGGUAUACGAGGAGUUCCACGUACCCUCUGUGCUUGUCUCUUUUGAGGAGCCUCGCAAGCCAUUUUUGUUCUGCAUUCUCAUGGCCACUGGUCUCGGCCACACAUUCACUGCGCUGUCUCGCUCCACCAACUUGUUCAAUGUCAUAGCUCUCAAUGACCCUGGGUAUGUCACGCCCGAUGACUUCCCUCAAGACCAGGUGUCCACAGAUCACGCCAACACCUUGUGCAAUCCAGGCAUCCACACCGUCGAAAACCAUGCCAAGUACUACUAUGCGCAUAUUGUCGAGGAGCUGGCCCGCAUUGGUACUACCGAGCCCGACGCUGCACCAUUUAACAUCUUAGGCUACUCCUACAGUGGACAUGUCGCAGUCGAGAUGGCGCGCCUCACGCAGGAUGAGGGCUGGACCAUCAACCUCUUCGUACUUCACACGUCGGUGCACCCGAUGCAUGAGGCCAAGCUGCUGCAGACACAGAUUGAAGAGGCUGCGCAUGUUGUCCUACUGACUGUGAUGAGCAUCAUCAAGCUGCCGCUCAGCAACAUGGGAGAGCAAGGUGCACGUUUGAAGCACAACAUCGAGGUCUGCACCCUCACCAACAUUUAUACACUCUAUGCGCAUGUGAUGCCGCAGUACAAGGGGCAUGUCAUGCUGUUCCGCACAGAGUCGAAUUCUGGCCACGGCUUCGUCCCGCUCAUUGGCUCAUUGGACGAGGUUUUCUUGCACGGGAACCACUACCACCUAUUCCAAGAAGAAUCUGGGAAUCUGUCCAUGAUUAGUGCUAAAGUUUCUGCAGUCCUCAAUGCAUAG